Messenger RNA from Nerophis lumbriciformis (worm pipefish), 7922 nucleotides. Its product is annotated as integrin alpha-L. Gene Ontology annotation, cellular component: external side of plasma membrane; integrin complex. Gene Ontology annotation, biological process: cell-cell adhesion; cell-matrix adhesion; cell adhesion mediated by integrin. Gene Ontology annotation, molecular function: integrin binding. The record is from RefSeq and is a predicted model, not a curated record. Lineage: Eukaryota; Metazoa; Chordata; Actinopteri; Syngnathiformes; Syngnathidae.
UCCGCUUGUCAAGUGCCAUGUGAAAAAUGUGUGCUCAGCUUGCUCUCUUCCUGUUUAUGCUGGCUUCUGUACUCCCUGCUUCUUUGGCAUUCAACAUUGACACCACGAAUCCUGACGUCUACAAUGGCGAGCAAAACGAUUUCUUUGGAUACAAAGUGCUUCAGUUUGUGUCUGGUUCCGAGAAGGGGAUCCUUGUCACUGCACCGCUGCAGAAUAACGGGUCAGGGGGAGUUUGCAAACCAGAUCCCAGCAAGCAAAUCACAAAGUGCUUCCACCCGAAAGAACUGUCCCUCAAAGACCAAAGUGUACAAGUCAAGCACUUUGGCCUGUCCAUUGCUGAAGACGCCACACAAUCCCAAUUCACCGUUUGCAGCCCUUAUAUAGCUCAUGAAUGUUACGACAACUCCUACCUGAACGGUGUGUGCUACAAGGUGACACAGGAUCUUCAGGAGGUCUCCUAUAUCAAACCGAUUUUCCAAGAAUGCAGGAAGAAGACGGUAGAACUGGUCUUUCUUUUUGAUGGAUCCUUGAGUAUGACUGAGGAUGAGUUUACAAAAAAUAAAGAUUUUAUUAUGGACAUAAUGGACAACCUCAAAAACACAUCAAUCAAGUUUGCAGCCGUUCAGUUCGCCUCAGAUUACAGGACCGUCUUUGAUUUCAUGGACUAUUACAAAGGCAGCGCUAGGCAAAAACUUGCAGAGGAGCAGCACAUGUAUUCCCUUACCAAUACCCACAAAGCCCUGGAAUUUGUUUUGAAAAACCUCUUUGAGAACAAACAUGCAGGCGCCUCUUCCGAUGCCAGUAAAGUUCUGGUCCUGAUCACAGACGGAAAUCCCAGUGACAGUGAUGAUAAGAGGAUUGUAAACACUUACAGUGAAGCAGGCAUCAUUCGGUUUGUCAUUGGGGUGAAAAAUAUUUCCCUGGAUAAAAUCAAUAUUAUUGCCUCAGACCCCAAGGACAAAUUCGCCUUUAAGAUUGAGCAGUAUGAUGGACUCACAGGAUUGCUGGAAAACUUUCAAAAACACAUCUUCAGCAUGGAAGGAGACACCAGAGUUGCUCGGGCAGAAGACAUGACUGAUGAGAUGUCUCAGAGUGGAUUUAGUGCUGCUUUCUACAAGGACACAUUGAUUCUCGGUUCCGUGGGAUCAAACAGCUGGCGUGGUGCUUUAUACGAGCGCCAUGAUCUAACAGAGACACGGAUUACAGAUUCACACAUGCAGAUGGACUCCUACAUGGGAUACUCUGUUUCUGUGGGCCAGAUAAACAAUGUUCCUCUAUAUUUCACUGGCGCUCCAAGGUUUCAGCACACAGGACAAGUACUACUCUUUAGACGCGACGGGAGCAGCUGGAAUGCAAGCCAAAGAAUAAAUGGCGAUCAGAUUGGUUCCUACUUUGGGGCUGAGCUGUGCACAAUAGAUGUGGACUCAGAUGGUGACAGUGACUUCCUCCUGGUGGGAGCACCGUUGUUUUACCAUCCUCAGGAAAGGUCAGAGGGACAGAUCUACGUCUACACACUGACUGAUGAGGUGCUGCUCAGAAGGGAGAUGAAUGUGACUGCAGCACCGUCCAUGGGGAGGUUUGGCACCAGCAUUGCGAGUCUUGCAGAUCUCAACGGCGAUGGACUCAGAGACGUUGCGGUCGGGGCCCCUCUAGAAGACGCUAACGCGGGGGCAGUGUACAUCUUUCUUGGUGACAGACAAAGAGGGAUACGCAGUGUUUUUAGUCAGAGACUCAGGGGACAGAAAAUAAAGCCUGGGAUCAGAUUCUUUGGACAGGCCAUCAAUGGGAACACUGACCUUGGAGAAGAUGAUCUCCCCGACCUCGUGAUUGGAUCGUACGGGGCCGCCAUUGUGCUCAGGUCCAGGCCCGUAAUGAACGUGAGAGCUCGUCUGUCCUUUCAACCUAAGGAGAUCAGCGUUGACCACAUCGACUGCUCUGUCAACACAGAUGUUAUUUUACCGAUGGUUAGCUUAAUUGUCUGCUUUGACAUGGUGGAAACAACAAGAAGUAAAGCAGAAGCAACGAAGUUUGGACUGAACAUUUCAUACACGCUAAAUGUGGAUCCAAUGAGACAAUCACAUCGAGGUUUCUUCAGGGACAGAAAAACCCGAAGUCUUUCCUUCACAUAUGAACUGAUAAAUGAGGAGACGUGCUUCCACUACUUCAUCAACAUGACAAAAUGUGUGAAAGACACACUGUCACCCAUCAGCAUCAAGUUAAACUUCUCCCAGGUGGACAGUCAGAGCACCGGCGCGGUCCUUAACGUCGAUGGCAAAAAGCAAGCUGUUGUUGAGGUUCCGUUUGAAAAGCAUUGUCGGAAAAACGACACUUGCGUUGCCGAAAUUGAGGUGGAUUUCAAACUAUUGACGCCAACUUUACUGGUUGCUGAAGAAAAGUACUUCAACAUGUCCGUCACGAUAUCUAAUCAUGGCGACGACUCGUACAACACCAGCCUUACGUUCUAUUAUCCUCCAGGCCUCUCCUUCUCCAGGAUGGUUUCGAUUAUUACAGAGACUACAAGACCGACGCGCCACAAUUGUGAUGAUCUAGAAGGAGUAACUGACAAAACUAUAUGUGGUGUCAGCCUUCCUGUGUAUCGCAGCAGAUCAGCAGCAACAUUUCAAACUUCUUUCCACAUAAGCACAGAGUAUGCUUGGAAUGAGACGAUUGCGAUUGGUGUCACCGGUAAAAGUGAUAACAACAACAACAACACCGUGGCUGCGGUAACCAAACACCUCCCGGUACAAUUUGAAAUUAAAAUGGCAAUCACAGUGAAAGAGGAGACCACCAUGUAUUUGAAAUUUACAGAAGAGGACACAGCCCCUAAAAGAAUGAUUAUUCAAUAUAAGGUGGAUAAUCCUGGCUGGAGGGCGUUUCCUGUCAAUGUGACCCUGAGCUUUCCAACAAAACUCCAGUAUGACUUUGAAAUAGAGAAUUAUCAAGUGCUGGUACAACAGAACCAAACUCAAUGCGAAAGCAUUGCUGGACUGAUUUCUGAAUCUUGCUUACCAGAACAAGAGUGCAAGACCGUACAGUGUGACUCUUUCCUGCUGAACAAAGAAUCUUCCACUGAGUUCAUGUUGUCUGCGGACAUUCGAUUCAAGGACCUUCAACAGCGUGCCCAGAAUAAUGCUUUUCUGAAAAGAUACACUGGAGAGAGUGCAGAGGUCAAGUUUAAGAGUGCGAUAAAUGUCGAUUUCAACGAACAACGAUACGUGUUGGAUUCUCAUAAACCACAGAAUACAGGAAUGGCAAAGGAGGAGACUCCCUUGUGGAAAGACAACAAUCCUACAAAUAAAGAGGUCGAAGUUCGAGUUGAGUUCAUAAUUUCUCCUGAUCAAUACCUGAUCAUUUUCACUGGAACUGGACUGGGACUUUUGGUCUUAAUUAUAGCAACCAUCAUCAUGUAUAAGCUGGGCUGCUUCAAGAGGAAAACAGUGCAAUAUUACCAAGAGCAGGAAGAGGUAGCGGCUCUUCAACUGGAAGGAACCCCCUCGCAGAACAACGGCCUCGGCAGCCAGACUGAAGACGGCACCCCUGCUGAGAUAAAAACUCUUCUGGAUGGCGACCAGUCAGCUGACACACAAACAGAAGUAGAUUCAAUUUGACAAUGACUGGACGACGGGACACGAUUGUUAUUGCAACAAUCAGUUGUUGUCAGGCAUUGGUGUGGAUCUUUUGGUUCAUGUUUUGGACAACUUUAUCAUUAUGGCAUAUGAUUUUUGGUUGGGGACCACUGUUCUAGCACAUACGCUGCUAUGGCUCUAUAAAUGUUGUCCUGGCUAGCAGUCCCUCCGUUAAAAUCCAGCCGGUGUUGCGGCUGUUGCUCCACCACCACCACCACCACUUCAGGCGGUGGUGGAGGUGAAGUGGCAUCGGAGUCUGUGUCUCUCUUUACUAGCUUCGUCGAAGCAUGUUGCUUUUGUAGCUGUUUCAGCAGAUUUGAAUUGAGACACAACUUACAUUUAACUAAAAUGUUCUUUUCUUUGUGCUCGACAAAAGAAAAGUAGUGAGAAUUUCUCCAUGUUAAGAAACAACAGAGAACAUUAUUGUUCUUCUAGAAUGGACAACAUUUCCCAGACACUCCCGUUCUUAGAGAAAGAUUUCUCAGCUGUUCAACGGCGAUGCAAACACGCAAGUAGAGUAGAUCCCUGCCUAUUUGCUCUUUUUCUAUUCUCUGUUUUUAAUUGUAAAUCAUUCACAGAUAUUUUUUAGGGGUUUUUUGGCGCUUUUGUGUUAUUUGCUGUUCUUUACCCAUAGCGGAGAUCUACUGUAACUCUAAACCAGACCUGGGCAAAUUUAGGCCCGGGGGCUCGUUAAGCUUUUCAAUCUGGCCCGCCGGACAUUCCCCCCCAAAUUUUUUUUAGAUCUUUAAGAUGGAAACUGUAGCUGCCCUUAUGAUGUUUUCAAAUGACCGUUAGUCUUGAACUAUACAAAGUAUUUCAAUGGUUGGAAUCUGCGCUUUUGCAUUUUAUACAAUUAGUAAUUGUAUAACAUUAACUAAUUACCAUAUUUUCCACACUAUAAGCAUACUUGCCAACCUUGAGACCUCCGAUUUCGGGAGGUGGAGGGGGGGGCGUAGUCACAGUGUGUGUGUGUGUAUAUAUAUAUAUAUAUAUAUAUAUAUAUAUAUAUAUAUUUAGUAUAGCAGUGGUGCACUGCUCUCUCUAAAAGCCCUAGAUGUUAUUGUCACAUAUGCAUGUACAGUAGAUGGCAGUAUUGUCCUGUUUAAGAGUGUCACAACAUUGCUGUUUACGGCAGACGAACUGCUUUACGGUAGACGAAAACGUGACUGCUGUUGUUGUGUGUUGUUACCGCGCUGGGAGGACGUUAAUGAAAUUGCCUAACAAUAAACCCACAUAAGAAACCAAGAACUCGCCCUCGAUCAUUUUACAGUUAUAACGUGAUUGGGCAGGUACACUGUUUAUAUUGUGGGAAAGCGGACGUGAGAACAGGCUGGCCGCUGUCGACACGUCCCUCAGGUCCGCAUGGAGCUGGGGGGGCGUGGCCUCCAGCUCCGCCUGAAUUUCGGGAGAAAAUUUGUCCCGGGAGGUUUUCGGGAGAGGCGCUGAAUUUCGGGAGUCUCCCGGAAAAUCCGGGAGGGUUGGCAAGUAUGACUAUAAGGCGCACCUAAAAACCUCCAAUUUUCUCAAAAGCUGACUGCGCUUUAUAAUCCGGUGCACCUUAUAUAUGGACCAAUAUUGAGCCACAGCAGGUCUCGCAACUACGGGAUGCAUAACGUAACCCCAGCCUUUACUAUAGCUAUUCUAUGCGCCUUAUAAUGCGGUGCGCCUUAUAUAUGAACAAAGCUUUAAAAUAGGCCAUUCAUUGAAGGUGCGCCUUAUAAUCCGGUGCACCUUAUAGUGCGAAAAAUACAGUAGUUACUAUGGUAAGCUAAGUCACAGCAGCUCAGACGAAGCACCAAGCAGUGUGGGUGGGGAGCAUUUUCUCAGAGUGUUUCCAGAGCGAGCCUAAAAAUGCAGGUGUCAGGGACAGACGCGGAAGGAGAUUUUUACAACAAAGUUCUAAAGUUUAGUGAUAUAUCACAUAGAUUGUAGGUGGGAUUAUUUUUUUACCCUUCGCGUUCAUAUUUCCCUGUGUUUGUUUGCAUUUUUGUUGCGUUUCACUUGAUUGUAAAAUAUGUCAAUCGAGAGGGGGUGUGACGUUCAUAUGUUGUCAAUAUUCAGUGUUUUAUCGUUCAUAGUUAAUAUUGUAAAUCCCACAUUCUUUAUUUUCAUGUACAUUCUGGGUGUCUCAUUCAGUAAAAAAAUGUAAAAUUCCAUUCUGUUUUUAAGGUCUGUCAUAACGUUUUUAGCAUUCAAUCAGACAUUAUUGUGAGGUUUUGUAUUAGUGUUCCUAAAAAUAGAUACACAUUUUUUUCUCCAAAUUUGGCCCAGAGUCAAAAUAAUUGCCCAGGCCUGCUCUAAAUAGUUAAAAUGUCAAAUCGAUUUUCUCGGAUGAAACUAAUUUUAUUAACCUAUUCUGACCUCUCCCAAAACAGUGAUUUCUUUGUUACAAGUUUGUGACUAAGAAAAAUGUACUUCUGCAGCAGCAAAUCAGUACACAGUCGUCCCUCGCCACAUCGCGCUUCAAAUAAUUACAGAUUUUCUUUCAAACAAUAUUUUACAUAUUUUGGGCCUAAAUGAAGACUUAUUUAUCUCCUAUGAGUUUUUGUCGUAUUUUAUAUUAUGUUGUGGCGAUGGAUAAAAGAUGGUCACCAAAUGGAACUUCCGUUGCCGGGUUAAAGGGGAACAUUAUCACCAGACCUAUGUAAGCGUCAAUAUAUACCUUGAUGUUGCAGAAAAGAGACCAUAUAUUUUUUUUACCGAUUUCCGAACUCUAAAUGGGUGAAUUUUGGCGAAUUAAACGCCUUUCUAUUAUUCGCUCUCGAGCGAUGACGUCACAACGUGACGUCACAUCGGGAAGCAAUCCGCCAUUUUCUCAAACACAUUACAAACACCGAGUCAAAUCAGCUCUGUUAUUUUCCGUUUUUUCGACUGUUUUCCGUACCUUGGAGACAUCAUGCCUCGUCGGUGUGUUGUCGGAGGGUGUAACAACACGAACAGGGACGGAUUCAAGUUGCACCAGUGGCCCAAAGAUGCGAAAGUGGCAAGAAAUUGGACGUUUGUUCCGCACACUUUACCGACGAAAGCUAUGCUACGACAGAGAUGGCAAGAAUGUGUGGAUAUCCUGUGACACUCAAAGCAGAUGCAUUUCCAACGAUAAAGUCAAAGAAAUCUGCCGCCAGACCCCCAGGAAAAGAGAGCAGAUGAGGGUAUGUCUACAGAAUAUAUUAAUUGAUGAAAACUGGGCUGUCUGCACUCUCAAAGUGCACGUUGUUGCCAAAUGUAUUUCAUAUGCUGUAAACCUAGUUCAUAGUUGUUAGUUUCCUUUAAUGCCAAACAAACACAUACCAAUCGUUGGUUAGAAGGCGAUCGCCGAAUUCUUCCUCGCUUUCUCCCGUGUUGCUGGCUGUCAUGUCGUUUUCGUCGUUUUCGCUUGCAUACGGUUCAAACCGAUAUGGCUCAAUAGCUUCAGUUUCUUCUUCAAUUUCGUUUUUGCUACCUGCCUCCACACUACAACCAUCCGUUUCAAUACAUGCGUAAUCUGUUGAAUCGCUUAAGCCGCUGAAAUGCGAGUCUGAAUCCGAGCUAAUGUCGCUAUAAACUUGCUGUUCUAUCCGCCAUGUUUGUUUGUAUUGGCAUCACUGUGUGACGUCACAGAAAAAUGGACGGGUGUAUAUAACGAUGGUUAAAAUCAGGCACUUUGAAGCUUUUUUUAGGGAUAUUGCGUGAUGGGUAAAAUUUUGAAAAAAAACUUCGAAAAAUAAAAUAAGCCACUGGGAACUGAUUUUUAAUGGUUUUUACCCUUCUGAAAUUGUGAUAAUGUUCCCCUUUAACAGUAAGUUCUGGUGUCAUGUUAUCUUUCAUGUUAAACUGUUUAUGCACUUCAUUUUGGACCAUUGCCUCAUCAAUAACACAUGCCCGCAUUAGAGAGCGAUGUGGAAUAAUGCGGGGGAAAAACGUGGCAGGACAUGCAAUUAUGACGACACAGCUAAUGUCCACACCCGUCUUAGCUGCCACCAAGUUUUUGCACAACAACACCUGUCUGUGGUUUUAACACAUGGACGCCUAGUUCCAACUUCGAGAAAUGGCUCACGAUGUGAUGAAGUAUUUCCGCGUCGUGGUCGUGUUGUAGUUGCCAUGAUGAAAGCCUCGACGAAGGCCAUAGCAUUGACGCUUGAAGGAUCCUCCGGCUUCCAGCGAGUAGAACACACUCAAUAUUGAGUGAAACAAGUGUAAAUGUGACUAUAUGGGUGUUAGUUCAUGUUUGGAAAAGUCUGUUUAAAAAAAUAUUUCUAGAAGUUUGUAUACAGUUUUUUUAAUGCUCUAACUAUAAAAAUGUUUGAUUUAUUAUAUUAA